Molecule: messenger RNA, 995 nt
Organism: Eurypyga helias (sunbittern)
Lineage: Eukaryota; Metazoa; Chordata; Aves; Eurypygiformes; Eurypygidae
Product: testis-specific gene 10 protein-like
Exons: 7
Source: RefSeq, a predicted model, not a curated record
AUGUGUCCAGAUGACUUUUCAAGACAAAGUCUUGUACAACAAGAGGAGAUCUGUGCUUUGAAAGAAACAAUUGCACAACUGGAUAAAGAGAAGGCAACUUUGCAAGAGACUGUGGAAGAAGGAAGAGAGAAGAUUGCUACUUUUGAGGAAAACCUGGCAAUUAAAGAGAAAAUAAUUUCAGAUUUCAAGAUUCUGAUUUCUGAGUUGGAGCGUUCCACAAAAAAAUCUGCUGAAGCACUCUGUAUCUGUGAGAAAGAUAUCACCAGUUUGCAUCAACAGCUACAAGAAACCAUCAAAGAACUUGAACAGACUAACAAGAACAGAGAAUCACUAGCUCAGGAGAAUGACAGGUUACAAGAGCAUCUUUCUAAUAUUAAGCAAGAAAAUCAGGUACUAUAUAAAAAACUAGCAGAGCACCAAAAUGAGCUUGAUGAUAUGAAGCUGAAAGCCCAGGACUCAAACACAGAUAUUGUCAGGCUGAAGGGUGUACUGAAGUCUAAAGAGAGAGAGAACUGUGAGCUUUUGGAGAAUUACCACAAAGCCUGUGAACAAGGAGAGAGUUGGGAGGCAAAAUGCCAUCAAGCAGAAGCAGAUUGUAGCUCCAUUAGGCUGGCACUGAUCAGUGCGGAGUCUGAGAAACGCGGGUUGAAAGAGAAAAUGGAGUCACUCAAAACAGAGAUGGAGCAAUUGCAGAGCAAGUUUGAAUCAUCCUGUUCUGAAACAGAGCAGCUGAGAAAACAACUGGGAAAUGAAAGAGCAUCGAUGAAACACCUGGAAUCUUUGUUUGUGUCCAGUCGUGAGAAAGAAUUUCAGUCACAGAGAGCAGUGCAAGAAAAAGACUCUGAAAUUCGGUUUCUCAAGGAACAGCUUGCUUUAGCGGAAAAGGAACUUGCUGUGCAGAGUCGAGAUUUUACUCAGCUCAGAAAUAGAGCCGCUCAGCUAGAGUCAGAACUGGAUAUCGCCAAAAUACAGCUGGUGACUGAGCACUUGGAAAG